This is a messenger RNA of Haemonchus placei, 453 nucleotides long. The record is from the annotation of a GenBank genome assembly. Lineage: Eukaryota; Metazoa; Nematoda; Chromadorea; Rhabditida; Trichostrongylidae.
AUGCCUGAAAUGUCCACAACGGAUGCCAUAUUCAUAGCUAGACAAGUUAUGGAGAAGUAUCGAGAAAAGCUUGGACCCUGCUACGUCACCUUUCUCGAUCUGGAAGUGCAUUCAACCGUCUCCCGCGACAAGUCCGCUGGAGAGCGCUCCGAAAACGAAAGGUUCCAGAGCAAACUCUUUGAUCAAGGACGUGUACGAGGGCUCCAAUACAAUACACACUCCACACGGCCAAACCGAAGCAAUAGAUGUCACUGUUGGGGUACACCGAGGGUCAGCUCUGAGCCCGUUCCUCUUUCUGCUUGCGAUGAACGUCGUUACAGAAGAACUCGUGGAUGGCUACUAAAGGCUAUUCUCUACGCUGAUGACAUCGCUCUGCUAGCGGAAAGCAGGGAAGAACUUCAGAACAAGCUGCAGAAAUGGCAGGAAACGUUGACGGAUAAUGACAUCUGCUGA